Messenger RNA from Populus euphratica (Euphrates poplar), 1270 nucleotides. Its product is annotated as peroxidase 5-like. The record is from RefSeq and is a predicted model, not a curated record. The transcript has 5 exons. Bases 76 to 1062 code for a protein of 328 amino acids. Gene Ontology annotation, molecular function: heme binding; peroxidase activity. Gene Ontology annotation, biological process: hydrogen peroxide catabolic process; response to oxidative stress. NCBI's taxonomy places the organism in Eukaryota, Viridiplantae, Streptophyta, Magnoliopsida, Malpighiales, Salicaceae.
CAACUAUAAAUAGGUAUAGCUUUCAAGUAAACAAUUCAGGUUCGAGGAUAUAGCUAGUGUAAAGUUGUGGGGAUAAUGAUGAGUUCCAAGAGGCUAACUCAGCUAUCUGUAGUUUGUUGGGUGGCUGUUUUGUUUUUUCAAAGUGUCCAGUCUCAGCUUCAAGUAGGGUUUUAUAGAAAUUCAUGCAGGAGGGCUGAGUUGAUUGUGAGAAAUGCUGUUAGAGAUGGUAUCAACAAGGAUAGAGGUGUGGCUGCUGGCCUUGUGAGAAUGCACUUUCAUGACUGUUUUGUUAGGGGUUGUGAAGGAUCUGUGCUUCUCGACUCCACCUCAUCAAACACAGCAGAAAAGGACUCUCCUGCCAACAGCAACAGUCUGCGUGGUUAUGAAGUCGUCGACGAUGCAAAGGCUAAACUAGAAGCCGAAUGCCGAGGAGUCGUUUCAUGUGCUGAUAUUCUGGCAUUUGCAGCAAGGGAUAGCUUUGAUUUAACUGGAGGGAUUAGCUACGAUGUUCCGGCUGGAAGAAGAGAUGGCACAGUUUCGCUAGCCGCAGAGACUUCAGACUUACCUCCUCCCACCUUAAAUGUUGAUCAACUCACUCAAAACUUUGCAAAGAAGGGUUUAUCACAAGAAGAAAUGGUCACACUAUCCGGAGGACAUACCAUCGGUCGUUCGCAUUGCACUUCCUUCAGAAAUAGAUUAUACAACUUCAGUGGAGCAAAUAGCCAAGACCCAAGCUUGGAUGCCACGUAUGCAGCCAGUUUGAAGCAGAAAUGCCCUCAAGCUAGUACGGAUCCUAACUUGGUGGUGCCUAUGGACACUAUUACUCCAACCAUUAGUGAUGUAAGUUACUACAGAGAUAUCCUAGCAAACCGAGGCUUGUUCACAUCAGAUCAAACUCUCUUGUCAAACACAGCAACAGCAAGUCAAGUGAAAUCAAAUUCGAGGAGUCCCUUGGGCUGGAAGAGAAAGUUUGCUGCAGCAAUGGUAAAAAUGGGCCAAAUUGAAGUUUUGACUGGUAACACAGGAGAGAUUAGGGCAAACUGUAGGGUGAUCAACAGCUAAAGCUAGGAGGUGAAUUGUUGGACUACUCUUGAAGCUUGAAGACUUCAAGUCAAUAGGCAAUUAUAGCAAAUUCUAUAUAUAGACUUCGUCACAUGAAGCCUUUAGUCUUAUUUACUAGUAUUCUGUAAUAAUUGAGUCAACAAAUGAUCAGUAUACUGUAAGAGGUUUCCAAAAAGAAAAUGUGAUGAAGUUAUUAGACAUUAUUAUU